Messenger RNA from Eurypyga helias (sunbittern), 2300 nucleotides. RefSeq names its product threonine synthase-like 1 (S. cerevisiae) (gene THNSL1). Gene Ontology annotation, biological process: amino acid metabolic process. Gene Ontology annotation, cellular component: cytoplasm. Lineage: Eukaryota; Metazoa; Chordata; Aves; Eurypygiformes; Eurypygidae. Gene Ontology annotation, molecular function: pyridoxal phosphate binding. The record is from RefSeq and is a predicted model, not a curated record. Bases 1 to 2223 code for a protein of 740 amino acids. The transcript has a single exon.
AUGUUUCACGCUGUUCAACAUCAGUCUUUAAGACUAAUAACUCAAAACCAUAUUUCUAGCAUGUGUUUAAAACUCAUGCUUUCAAGACCUGUUGCAUUUGCACAGAUACAGAAGUCAUGGUUCACAAGCCAUUCCCUUGUUGGAAACAAAAAUAUUAUCCUGAUGGGACCUCCGGGUGCUGGGAAAACAACGGUUGGGAGAAUAGUAGGUCAGAAACUAGAUUGCCCUGUCAUAGACGUAGAUGACGAUGUCCUUGAAACAACCUGGAAUAUGAGUGUGUCGGAAAAACUGCAGGAUGUUGGUAAUGAGCAAUUUUUACAGGAGGAAGGAAAAGCCCUGUUGAGGUUUUCAGCAUCUGGAAGUGUCAUUUCCCUUACUGGGUCCAAUCCAAUGCAUUCUGCUGGCAUGCAGCAUGUGAAGAAAAAUGGCAUAGUUGUGUAUCUGGAUGUGCCCACAAGAGUCAUAAUGAACAGGCUGAAAUCAAUGAAAGUGGAUCGCAUCGUGGGCCAGUCUCCUGGUGUUUCUCUCAAGGACAUACUUCAGUUUAGGAAGCAGUUCUACAGAAGGUGGUACGACAUCCGUGUUCUUUGUGGAGAGGAUAUUGGGGCAGAGGUGGUAGCAGAAAAGGUACUUGAUGCCGUGAAGAGGUACCAAAACUCGGAACUGGAAACGUUCAUUUCAACUAGGUCUAGUAGGUCUGAAAGGAUUGUGGAAAAAGGCUCUCGUAAAUAUUUCAGUGAUGUUGUUACUGAGGGUUUAGCCGCCGAUGGAGGACUCUUUGUUCCUGAGAGAGGACUUCCAAAAUUUGCUGUUGGAGAAUGGCAAAGCCUAAUAGAAGCAACUUACAUUGAAAGAGCCCAGGUGAUACUGGAAAGAUGCAUACAUCCUGCUGAUAUUCCUGCUUCUAAGCUGGCAGAAAUCAUCGGAACUGCUUAUGGAGAAAACUUUACUUGUUCUAAAAUUGCCCCUGUUAGGCAUCUGGCAGGCAAUCAGUUUCUCCUUGAGUUAUUUCAUGGACCAACAGCAUCAUUUAAAGAUUUUGCAUUACAGAUGGUGCCACAUAUAUUUGCAUACUGCAUUCCCAGAAGCUGCAAUUACUUGGUUCUGGUAGCGACUUCUGGUGACACGGGGAGUGCGGUCCUAGAUGGCUUUAGUCGUCUCCAUGACACUGACAAACAGAGAAUUGCUGUGAUGAAUUUUUUUCCUGAGGAUGGAGUAAGCCAAAUUCAAAAAUCACAGAUGAUUGGCUGUCAGAGAGAAAAUGCCUGGUCAGUAGGUGUCAAAUCUGAUUUUGAUUUUUGCCAGACAGCUAUAAAACAAAUCUUUACUAAUUCUGAUUACACUGGCUUUCUUACGGUAGAAUAUGGAACAGCUUUAGCUGCAGCUAACUCCAUAAACUGGGCACGUCUGCUUCCUCAGAUAGUUUAUCAUGCCUCUGCGUACCUUGAUCUUGUUCAUCAAGGUAUUAUUCCUUUUGGAAGCCCUGUGGAUGUUUGCAUUCCUACAGGAAACUUUGGCAACAUACUAGCUGCUUUGUAUGCUAAAAUGAUGGGAAUUCCUAUUAGAAAAUGUAUUUGUGCUUCCAAUGAAAAUAAUGUUUUGACUGACUUCAUAAGAACAGGUGUUUAUGAUUUGAGGGGAAGAAAAUUAAUUCCCACUUUUUCACCAGCAGUAGAUAUUUUGAAGUCCUCCAAUCUUGAGCGGUACUUGCACCUGAUUGCUAAUGGGGAUGGACAACUGGUGACACAAUUAUAUAACCAGCUGGAAAAUCAGGGCCACUUCCAGCUACGGAAAGAUCUGCUUGAAAAGCUUCAGCAGGGCUUGGUGGCUGGCUGGUGCUCUGAGGAGGACUGUCUAGCUGCCAUUCACUCGGUGUACAGCACUACAGGCUAUAUUUUGGAUACACACACAGCUGUUGCUAAAGUAGUUGCAGAUCGAUUACAAGAUAGAAGUUGCCCAAUUAUUAUUUCAUCUACGGCUCAUUAUUCUAAGUUUGCACCUGCGAUCUUGAGGGCCUUGAGGAUUGCAGAAAUAAAACAGAGUCCAUUAAGUCAGCUUCACUUGCUGAGUUCUUACAGCCCUCUGCCUCCAGUCCACUGGGGCCUGUUAGAGACCCUGAAAAGGAAGGGGAAUGAGGAUCACCAGGUUUGUGCUGCUGACAUGAAUGUGCUGAUGUCCCGUAUAGAAACCUUAAUUCAGAAUCACUUUAUGAAGGUUUUCUGAGUGACGGAUCAGCCAUCCACUCUGUCAGUUGUGAUACCUUCUUAACAAGCUGCAUGUUCUAAUGAAGUCAUGAUUCA